UCAUCCCUCCAGUUCGAUUCACCGUCAUCCGCUUCGCCGGCGUUGAGCUAUCUCUGGCCGCCGGUCGUCGCCGUGAUGGAAAAUGAUAGUGAGAGAGAGAACAGCGGAUGCGUACUUGGCUUCCGCUACAACCCAUGCCUCUGUCCCCACGCACGUGGCGCUCCGAUAUUGGCGCCGCACCCGGAGCGGUGUCGGGUCGAGAGUCCCAUGGUCGCUUUCGCCCUCACGUCGCCUCCUAUACUUCUCUCUCUCCUAUCGAGGGGACAGAGAGAAAGGCGGCAAAAAAUGCAAUUCCCCAUUAUCCUUCAUUCCGCAUCGAGAGCAUUCCGCGAUCGGGGAAGGAACGAGGGCAGCAGAUCUCGCCACCUACGCCACAUCCCUAGUUGAUCUAGCAUUGAAGUGCUCAAAUGAGCGAAGGAUGUUUUUUGCAUGAUAAGAUGCUAGACAGGAACUGGGUACUCAAGCGCAAGAGGAAACAGAUGUCAACUGCAUUGGAUUCAAUCACUGGGAAGGAAGGAGACUCAAUACUCCCCGAGUUAACAAAGAAGGGCUCUUCUCCUAGAAAAAAAUUCAAGGGUGAAGCUGAUGCUUCUAGAUGCUCAAAAAAAGUCAAAGGACAUGAUGGGAUGGGAGACGUAUCAAGUGGAGCAGGAAGAAGUUCUUGGUCGAGGCAAACGCUUGAAAAGAGCUAUAUCGUACAAGGAAACAUUUGCUUCCACACCAAAUGAAGCUUUGAGUGAGAGUGACAAUGAAGAAGAGCCAAGGCAAGAAUAUACACCUGCUGGCCAAGCUCUGAAAGAAAAAUUUGCGAAGCUUCGUGCAAGACAGAAAGAACGGAUUGCUCGAAGGCAGAUAGCUGGGAUUCAUUCUUCUGUUGAGAGAUCUGAAUCUUCUAUGCAGUUUAUUAAUCCCUGUGACGAAAGAAUGCUAAAUGGAGAUAUCAACAACAAAAAUGAGGAAGAUGCACAUGAGCUAAAUCUCACGGUCAAACCUGAGGAGGUCAAAUGUUCUCAGCCAUUUGAUUCUAUGGUUAAAAAUGGAGGGGUCGCAAAGAAUGGGCACAAAAGAGGUCAUAGCAGUUAUCCUGGUCUUCCAGUUAGUAAUCCUGAAAAUCUCUCUGAAGUAAUUUCACCGAGCAAAGACUUGGAGAAAACAGGUUUGGAACCUUCCGUGCCUUCUAUUUCUCUUUUACCUGUUCUUGGGCUGUGCGCCCCUAAUGCUGUUCAGAGACAUUCAGCAUGUCAAACAUUAGAACUCCGGUUAGUAAAAAAGUUUCCCGCCGUGAAAAAAGGACUGCCGUUGGCUUGCCAGAGUUUCUAUCAGCACCAUCAGUUGUCCGUGCAGGACCUUUCACUGACACUAGCAAUGGCAAAGCUCCUGCUGAUCCAUCAAACUUGUGAAACACACUUACAGACGCGAUGAAUUCGCGUUUAAAGAAUAUCAUUCCAGACAAAUACUUUCCCUUUGGUCCUGUAUGCAUUUACAUUUCCUUAAAAUUGUUGUUCCGAAUUACUCCAUUCCUUCCAUUUGUUUUGACUAUUUUUGUUGCCAUUCACCAUUUAACAAAAUCUUAAAUUUAAGUUUGAUAAGAUGGUGCUUCAUUUGCAGCCUCCACCGCCCAACUUUAGGAAGGGGACUUUCAGAUUUGGGUGAAAGUUUCGAUACAUCAUUCUCUUUAUCUCAUCAAAAGCUUGGUCUACCAAAAUUAAAUUUUGAUGAUAAGUUUCCAGUUAAGUUUGCCUUUCCACAUAGUACUUCAUGGAAACAACAAACAGACUUCUUACCAACACUUUUGUUGAGCGCAAAAAUGGAACUUCCUAACAGUUGUAAUCCAAACUUAUCAACUUUACCACCUGUGCCAAAUUUCGGACAUGACUUGGAUAACAAACUGAAACAAAAACUGCAGCUGCCAGAUUUUUCUCCAGCGCUGGGUCUUGGAACUUUGCAUAAUUCACCCAAAUUACCUGAAAAUCACAAGAAGGUUCUUGACAACAUAAUCAUGAGAACUCGUACAGCUGCACACAAGUUUUGGAAGAGACUAAAGGUUGAUGCUUGGUCAGAAGAUGAACUCGAUGCCUUGUGGAUUGCAGUUCGUAGGCAUGGCAGAGGUAACUGGGAUGCUAUGCUCAGAGAUCCCAAAUUUAAGGUUUUAAAGAAUAAAUCAAUUGAAGAAUUGUCAUCUAGGUGGAGCAUGGAGCAACGCAAGAUACUUGAUUUUCCCGCACCUUUUCCCCAAAACUCCAAUCUUUCUUCCUGUCUUUCUGAUGCUAUGACGGCACAGACACUGCAUGAUGGCAAGUUUUCUGGUACUGGGCAAGAUCCACCUGGAUCUCACUCUCACCUUACAGAUAUUAAAUUGGCUUGUGAGGAUUUAUUGCCAAAGAUCCAUUGCCUCGAACAAUCUAGUCAACCGGGGGCAGUUAAGGGAGGCCUUCCUCCGCUUCCGUUUGAGCUAGCCGACAGGUUUGGAUCCUCUUUUUUCGAAAAUUUGUUGGUGGAUAUGUUAAAUAGACUUGAGAAGACCAUAUUGCCUUCAAAUCAGUUUGUACCUCAAUUUGGAGCCCCAGGGAGGAUUUCAAGAAGUUACCAUGGUCUACCUCUAAACAAAGAUGGCUUGUUGGCUGCUACAAAAACCAUGAAAUUGCCAAUUUCACGAGACAAAUCAACAAAUUUACUCCCUGGGGCACAGAAUAUUCCUUCUAUUGAACCCAGCUUUUGUAUGCCAUUUUAUGCCAAUAGAAAGAUGGAGUUUAAUCAAUUUCCGUGCAAUGAUAGCAUUCCCAACAGUUCAAAAGCUAACAAGCUUCCUCAUUGGCUUCAAGAAGCGGUCAGUGUUCCAUCAAACCACCCUGAAUCAGUUUUGCCACCAUCUGUUUCAGCCAUAAUGCAUUCUGUUCAUCUUCUUUAUGGGGAAGACAAAUCAAUGAUUCCGCCAUUUGUGGCACUAGGACCUCCACCUCUGCAACCUAAAGAUCCUAGAAAGGAUUUGAGAGAGAGAAGGAAGUUAGAUCGGCUUCAGCAAGCAAUUCCUGAUGCUUCUUGUUCUAUUUCUGUUUCAGGAUCAAUUCCCAGAACCUCAUUCAAUGGCUUGUUCUGUUCCUCCAGAAUUACCAUUAAUGAGAUGCUGCUUUCCGGCUCAUUCCUCCAUUCCUCCUGUAUUUUCUCAAUCCACAGUUUCAUCAUUUCCGCCAUUCUUGCCUCCUUCCAUUCAUCCCAUACCACCAUUGUUUCCAUUCUCCAUUGAUCCAAUGCCAACACUGUUUCAAUCAUCAUCUUCCUCCUCCACAGCACUAUCAAUUCCAUGCACAGUCCCCUCUGUACCUCCAUUUUCACAGGACUCUGUUCCUGCAAAACCUACACUUAUUGCAUCCUCCUUUCUUCCUGCACCACCAUUGAUGGCCUCUUCGCCAUCUCUCACCAGAAAGGAAGCUCUCUUUACCCUUCAAUCCUUGAACUUGAAUCUUAACUCUCCUUCCUCUCCACAUGGUGGUCUGGGACUUCAAUCAACAGCAACGUCAUCACCAUCUCCUUCAAAGCUUGGUUUAGUGGCUCCUCAUGAACUGGUAACGCCAUUGGUGCCUGAUGCACCUACCCCAACCCUAAGCCAUCAAAUCUCUGAAAUUCCUGUGUCAAAGCUUCCCGGGCCUUCUCAAGAAGGCUUCAAAUCCUCUCAUAUGGAAGAAAAGGCUGAUAUAAACUCAAAUGUAGGUUGUGAGGAGAAGAUGGAGAAUCCAGACUCGAGAAAUGUGAAAUUUGAUUCAUCUAGCGCUGCUGAUGUUCUAAAGGUACAGAAAAAUCCAUCUCUAGAAACUGUUUCAGACACAAAAAGUGAACAAGAAUCUUGAAAAUUUUUAUUUUCCUUUUCUUAUUUUUAAACUUUGGUUAAAGUAAAUUAAUCUUCUUCUAAGU
Molecule: messenger RNA, 3909 nt
Organism: Phalaenopsis equestris
Lineage: Eukaryota; Viridiplantae; Streptophyta; Magnoliopsida; Asparagales; Orchidaceae
Product: protein CHROMATIN REMODELING 4-like
Exons: 5
Coding region: 586-1422 (278 amino acids)
Source: RefSeq, a predicted model, not a curated record